AUUAUUCUGCAGGCGAAAUGAGAGACAAUCACCAAAAUCCUCCCGAGAUGGAUAUUGAAGAUAUGGAAUCAUCAUCACAGGACAUUGAAAUUCCCACAAAAGAAAAAUCAGCCAAGGAAGCACUGCAAACGUAUAUAACACGAGCCAAAUUGAAUCCGGCCAAAACAGAUAACGAGAAGAGACGUCGAAAGGAUACAAUUCGUAAAAUUUAUUCCAUAUACAAAAAAUGCGAAUCAACUCACACGGCAGAAGAACGACGUUUGCUCGAAAAACAUCCGGAAAUUGUUAAACAGGUUAAAAAACGCAGAGAACGUGUUGAAAUUUACAAAGAGCGAGUCAUUGAAAAAGAAGAUGAUAUCGAAGUUAUUGAAGGCAAAAUUGAGGAGUUGGCCAGUAUUAUAUUGCAAGCCAAACAUUUGGUAUGCUACACAGGUGCCGGAAUAAGUACGGCAGCAUUAAUACCCGACUACAGAGGCAGUAAAGGCAUUUGGACGCUUUUGAAGAAGGGUGAAGAUAUUGGAGAACAUGACUUAUCGGCAGCUAAUCCCACAUACACCCACAUGGCCCUUUACGAACUGCAUAGACGAGGUAUUCUUCGCUAUGUUGUAUCACAAAAUUGUGAUGGUUUACAUUUGAGAUCAGGACUGCCGAAAUCAUCACUAUCCGAAAUUCACGGGAACAUGUAUAUCGAAGUGUGUAAACAUUGUAAACCCAAUUCUGUCUAUUGGAGGCUAUUUGAUACAACCGAAAUGACUGCCCGUUACUGCCACAAAACCAAUCGUCUUUGUCACAAGUGCUCUGAACCUCUGUGCGAUACAAUUGUGCAUUUCGGGGAACGUGGUAAUUUGCGAUGGCCCCUCAAUUGGGCAGGUGCCUGUCAACACGCUGAAAAAGCCGACGUUAUUCUAUGUUUAGGGUCUAGCUUAAAAGUCCUCAAGAAAUACACGUGGUUAUGGCAAAUGGAUAAGCCACCUCGGCAAAGAGCGAAGAUUUGUAUUGUAAAUCUGCAGUGGACACCGAAAGAUAGUUUGGCACAGGUGAAAAUCAAUGGUAAAUGUGAUCGUGUUAUGGAACUGUUAAUGAAUCACUUGAAGAUCCCCGUACCAGUCUAUAGUAAAGAAAAGGAUCCCAUAUUUGCUCAUGCCACACUGCUCAUGCCGGAAGAAUUGCAUACGCUCACUCAACCCUUGUUAAAGCAAACGCCAGAUGACGAUGAGAAAGAGGAAACACAGUCUAGUUCAGCAACGACGGCAGCUGAAGAAACACAAGAUUCUGCAAUGAGUUGUGAUGAUAGCUCUGGAACGGGUACUGCCGCAGAGUAUCGUAUUGGUAAAGGUCCACGAAUACGUACACCGCUUAAACAAAUGGGUUCGAGAAUUAAAACCAAUUUAGAGCUGAAAAAUAAAAUCAAACAAGAACUAAAAUUAGAUUCCCCCGCAGCAAAUGUGAAAUCGGAGACUAAAGCGGAAGAGGAUGGCAAGAAAUCAGAAUUGACCCUGACAAAAGGAUGUACAAAUAAUUUCUCUGGCAUUCUGGCAACUAAACAGUAUUCGAAUGAAUCCUCGGCACCCCUGGGGGGGACAAACGUUUUUAAAACCGAAAGUACAACACAACCCCAAAAUGAAACAGAAAAUUCUUCUUCUGCCAAAUUGGUAAAAUUGGAAGAUAUUGUGUCGAAAAUUGCAAUGAACAACAAUACUCAAAUUAUUGCUACCACAAAAUCUGAUAUAAAGACUGAAGAAAAACUCAAUGGUUUGGUGAAAGUUGAAAAUGAAACGACAAAACCGAAUGGUCUAUGUGUGGAGUUAAGAGGAAGUGAUACAAUCUCCAACGCAAAGAAUUCGGCGGUGAGCCCUCCGUUGGUGCCCAAAAUUGAACCGGAUUUACUUAAUGGUCUGAGAAGUAAGGGGUUCUCUGUAGAAAUAAAAACCGAGGGUCAUCCUGUGAAUUGCUCAAAAAAUAAUCCAACUGCCUUGACGCAUACAAAUCUUCACAGUCCGAAAAGAGAAAUAAAAACCGAGUCAAAUAACUCUCAUACCUUGAUCAAUUCGCCAUUGAAGUUAGAACCAAAUAGUGAGGUGCUGGCUGAAAUUGCUGAGCUGCAUAAAAGUGAACAAAUGUUAAUUAAACAGGCCACCGAAUUGACAAACAGUACUGAAGAGUUUUUGGAAAAACUUGGCAAUCAAAUGGGCAUUAAAAAUUCCAUCCUGACUGAUGAACCCAAAUUGGCAUUGGUACAAACAGCCGAUAAUGGUGGUGGUGGUGUAAAUAAAUUGAAUAAUGGCCUUAAAAUCCCCAACAAUUCGAACACAAUUGAGAGAAUAUCUCCAAUCAAAAGUGUGGAAGUACCGACCACCGCGUCAUCACAGCAAAAUAAUUUCCCAUUGCAUAUUUUAAAGAAAUUACCAAAAUGUAUACAGGUGCAAUUCAAAACGGAUACUGGUUUGGAAUCCCAGCCAUUUAAUGGUUUGAAAAAUAGUGGCAAUAAUAAAAUACCCACAACAAUUAGUGCAAAGGAACCUCCACCCUUGGCUCCAAUACAAAAAUCACCCACACCGAAAUUGAUACAAAAUCCCCGAAUAGUACAAGUUCAAAAUAUGGCAGCCGAUUUAGAUGAGGAAACUCUUUCAGCAGACGAAAAACCACCAGAAGACGAAGAAGUCGAGGAACAUAUCGAGUCACAAAUGGAUAUUUUGAGAAACAUGUCGUUGUCAUCACCCAAGAAAUUGGGUAAUAUCACCACCACCACCACCAGCAACACAUCAACACCUCCAAGAAGACCUUGUCUAAUACGGAAAUUACCCUUGUGGUAUGAUGCCCGUUAUGCCUACUCUGGACUUCAUAGUAUAGUUUUCCCACCGCCCGAUGAUCUCAAUAUUUGGGAUUUUCAAAUUGUGCCCAAUUUUGCCAUGAAUCGUUCAGCGGCCCGUUGUGAUUUCUGUUUUGAUCAGUAUGCCGAAUUCGAAUGCCAAUUCUAUAAGAAAUUCCAUCUGAACGAACGCAAACACAAGAAGAGGGCACGCAAUGGUCGUUUUGUACUCUGCGAUUGUUGUUCGUACACCGACGAGGAUGAUGAGGACGAUUACGAUGAGAAUAUAUCCCUGGCCCAUAUAGCAGCUGCCGAAACAGCCAAACGACAAAUGCAUUUGAAUAACACAUUUCCACGUAAACUGGCCCGUACCCAGGCCGGUUGGUAUGGCAAGGGUUAUAAAAAGAAUCGAAGAAGAAAAUAGUC
Musca vetustissima is the source of this 3235-nucleotide messenger RNA. RefSeq names its product NAD-dependent protein deacetylase Sirt7 (gene Sirt7). The coding region runs from base 18 to 3233 and encodes 1071 amino acids. The record is from RefSeq and is a predicted model, not a curated record. The transcript is spliced from 2 exons. Gene Ontology annotation, molecular function: NAD+ binding. NCBI's taxonomy places the organism in Eukaryota, Metazoa, Arthropoda, Insecta, Diptera, Muscidae.